Messenger RNA from Miscanthus lutarioriparius, 774 nucleotides. NCBI's taxonomy places the organism in Eukaryota, Viridiplantae, Streptophyta, Magnoliopsida, Poales, Poaceae. The record is from the annotation of a GenBank genome assembly.
AUGGGAAUGACUCCAUUGCUCGUGAGCAUGCCGUACCUAGUGGAGGCAUUUAUCAGACUUGGAUACUGCAAUGAUUUUUGUAAACAUAGUUAUGAGAUUGGUGAUUGCAGGGACGAGUCAUGUUGGGGAUGCCAGUUCUAUGAGGACAACUAUGGAAAGAAUAAUUGCAUUCUUCUUCAUGGUUUGUCAAGCUGUACAAAUCUGGAGUUAACAGCUGCAACAGCACCGUUCAUUUUCAGGAAGGAUUUGACGCGAUGCCCAGUAUUUAGCAAGUUAAAAACUUUGUUACUCAAUGAGUGGUGCAUUACUAAUAACCUUGGUGCAUUAAUAUGCUUUCUCCAGCGCUCACCAGUUCAAGAGAAGCUCAUUAUUCAGUUUGAGCCUCCCGAGAUACAUGAGAGAUUAGUGGAAAUAGGAGCAAGUUAUGACCUAAGGAAGCAAUCCCUUGUAUUGAAGGACCUUAAUGUUGAAGUUAGAUGUGAUGAUGGUAAUGAGCGGGUUCACAAAGUCUUGGAUGUUUUGGGUUCCUAUGGUUUAUCCCCUGAGAAAUUCAAGAUCCAACGACCUCCAAAACUGACUAGGGCCCGAUUUGAUGACACUUGGACUUCUGGAAUCACAGCGUCCUUGUGUGAAGCACAGGGUGGUCCUGAUUGCCUGGGCGACACUUUCCGUAACUGCUUCUAUGCCGAGGACAAAUAUAUACAAAUCAAGAGUCCCAGCAGCGGUGCUGCGACCUUGUCAAAGACGAUAAAGAUUGCGCGUGCCUCUGGGUAG